GCCCUGUUUGCCACUGAUAAACCGCCUACUACGGCUGGGGGUGGCACAGUCUUCUUCGUUUCCCCGACGCGGCACCAAUACUUGCGCGAUAUCGAACUCAGAGAGGAAGGUGGUACUGGAGGCAUUGUGGAAUCUGUCCGCGCGGGUAUGGCCUUUCAGCUGAAGCAGGCGGUGUCAGUCCCUGUCAUUGAACGGUGCGAUGAGCGCAUCACCAACCGCGUCAUGGCUGCGUUCACGAGCCACCCGAAUAUCGUUGUACUCGGAAGUACGAAGGCGAAGAGAUUGCCCAUCUUUUCGCUUAUGAUCAAGCACAAUAGCCGCUAUCUCCACUACAACUUCGUUGGAGCUCUGCUGAACGAUUUGUUUGGUAUACAGUGCCGUGGUGGCUGUGUCUGUGCUGGCCCGUAUGCACAG
This is a messenger RNA of Sphaeroforma arctica JP610, 414 nucleotides long. RefSeq lists its product as hypothetical. The record is from RefSeq and is a predicted model, not a curated record. NCBI's taxonomy places the organism in Eukaryota, Ichthyosporea, Ichthyophonida. The transcript is spliced from 3 exons. The annotation marks the transcript as partial.